AUGAGUGACAACGCCACUGCACCAAACGUCCCAGGUUAUAACAUCCUGACCCUCAUCAAGCGUCUUGAGGCCGCCACCUCGCGUCUUGAAGAUCUCACUGUCUACCAGGCCGACUCUCUCAAGGCAAUUGCCGAUAGCGCCCGCAAGGCCUCUAUUGAGAGCCCUGAUUCACAGACCGCAAAGGAAAUCCCAGAUGCCGGUGCUGCCGGUGCUACUGCCGCCAGUUCUGGUGCUAUUAAUAGCACCUCCCCUGCUGCUGCUGCUGCUGCUGCUGCUGCUGCUGCGGCUCCCGAGCCCCCCAAGGAGGUUGUUGAGCCGGACUCCCCCUCCAUUGUCGCUUUUGACGAGUUUUCUAAGGAGUUUGUUGCCCCUUACACUGCUGCCAGUAAGUCUAUUGGCGAGCUUGUUGAGAAGCAGGCCCAAAACGUUGAAGCUGCCAUCACUGCUACCCGCAGCUUUUUGCAAAUCGUCUCUAAAUCUAAGAAACCCGCUCUUGAUAACCCGACCCUGGCCGAGCAGUAUGCCACCAUUAUCAAGCCCUUGACCGAUGCUGUCAACAUUAAGGACUCUAAGGAAGCGCGUAUUUCUAAACUGUCGAACCACCUCGCCACCGUGGCUGACGGUGCUUCGGCCUUUUCGUGGUUUUCUGUCGAUAAGCCCGCCCCCUUCAUCGGCGAGUUUAAGGAUUCCGCCCAGUUUUUUGCCAACAAGGUGCUUAAGGAGUAUCGCGGUACCGACCAGCAACAUGUCGACUGGGUCCAGUCGUUCCUUAAGAUGCUGACAGGUCUUCAGGCCUAUGUCAAGCAGUAUCACACCACGGGCCCUGCUUGGAACAGUAGUGGCGUAGAUAUUGCCGAGGCAGUGGCCUCCAAAAAGAGCGCACCUGCUCCUGCUGCCCCGACAGCUGCUCCAGCUGCUCCGGCUCCCCCUGCUGCUGGUGGCCCACCACCUCCUCCCCCCCCUCCUCCUCCUGAGUUCUUCCUGGAAGAUUCCUCAUCUGAGUCUUCUGCACCUGCUUCUUCCGGCGGCAUGUCUGCUGUGUUUGCCGAUCUUAACCGCGGCGAUAUGGUGACCAAGGGUCUCAAGAAGGUCGAUAAGAGUCAAAUGACCCACAAGAAUCCGGAGCUGCGCAAGCAGUCUAGCGGUUCUAUCCACAAGCCUGCUCCUCCCAAAAAGCCAGCUUCCCUGUCAACCCACAAGAACACCGAGACUAAGAAGCCCGCACGAAAGACUCUUGAGGACGGCAAAUGGUACAUUGAGAACUUUGAAAAUGAGUCCAGUAUCAUCAUCGAGGCUGAAAUUUCUCAGUCUAUCUUCAUUGACCGCUGCGUCAACUCCACCAUUCAGAUCAAGGGAAAGGCCAAUGCCAUCACAGUCAAUUCGUCUACCGGUGUCGGCGUGCUUGCUGAAUCUCUUGUUUCUGGUGUCGAUUUUAUCAAGUGCAAGAAGUUUGGUUUCCAAACAACAGGUGUUAUCCCCACCAUCUCGGUCGACCAGUCCGACUCUGGUAACAUCUACUUGUCCAAGGAGUCUCUAGGCAUUGAGAUUUACACCUCGCAGUCUACAUCGCUCAACAUUGAUGUUCCCAAGGAAGAAGAGGGUGAUUUUGAUGAGGUCCCUGUUCCUGAGCAGUUUCUCCAUAAGAUUGGCCCUAAUGGCAAGCUUGUUUCUUCUAUUGUUGAACACUCUGGUUAA
Magnusiomyces paraingens is the source of this 1695-nucleotide messenger RNA. RefSeq lists its product as uncharacterized. The record is from RefSeq and is a predicted model, not a curated record. Lineage: Eukaryota; Fungi; Ascomycota; Dipodascomycetes; Dipodascales; Dipodascaceae. Gene Ontology annotation, biological process: regulation of adenylate cyclase activity; cytoskeleton organization. Gene Ontology annotation, molecular function: adenylate cyclase binding; actin binding. Gene Ontology annotation, cellular component: cytoplasm. The coding region runs from base 1 to 1695 and encodes 564 amino acids. The transcript has 2 exons.